Molecule: messenger RNA, 4346 nt
Organism: Ctenopharyngodon idella (grass carp)
Lineage: Eukaryota; Metazoa; Chordata; Actinopteri; Cypriniformes; Xenocyprididae
Gene: lmo7b
Product: LIM domain 7b
Exons: 29
Coding region: 328-3936 (1202 amino acids)
Biological process (GO): regulation of signaling; regulation of cell adhesion
Molecular function (GO): protein binding
Source: RefSeq, a predicted model, not a curated record
CUACAUAUGCAUUUGCCUCUGCAAACACGCAGAUGUCUUGUGCACUUACCCCCCUCUCUCAUCACUGAACUGGGACACUUCUGUUCCUGCUUACGACAACAAGCAAGUUCGGUGGUUUGACUCAGGAGAGCUGCUGGGCGUUCAAGGUGUGAAUUUGAAGAGGAGUGUUUGCAACAGAUUAAAAGAGUUGUGUUGGAGGCACGAGCGCUGGUAACGGGAAACACCUUGCGCUUUCGAGUCUACACAUCUGGGAAGUGAAAUUUAAUAAUAGUUACGGGAAAUCAGAAAGCAUAAAACAGGGGUUUGUAGGUGUGAUUUGGAGCGGUGAUGGAGUGGCGUCAGCAGUCUACAGUCAGCUGUGAUCUUGCAUUCCAGGAGGCACAAAGAUGGCUUGAGGAAGUGACCAAAAAGCGGUUUGAAAGCAAAUCCUUUCGAGUGGCCUUGGAGGAUGGAGUCCUUCUGUGCGAUCUGAUCAACACGCUGAAGCCAGGUAUCAUCAAGCGAGUAAACAGGCUUUCCACCCCCAUUGCAGGCUUGGAUAACGUGAAUGUGUUUCUCAAGGCUUGUGAGAAACUAGGGCUCAAUGAAUCACAGCUCUUCCAUCCUGGAGACCUGCAAGAUGUGUCCACGCGUGUGACCGUCAGACGUGAAGAGACGAACAGGAGACUGAAAAACGUUUUGAUCACUAUAUACUGGUUGGGGAGGAGGGCCCAGUCUGAUCCGUUUUACACUGGACCACAGUUGAACCUAAAAGCCUUUGAAGGUUUGCUGGGCAUAGCAUUAUCUAAGGCUCUGGAGGAGUCUGUGCAGUCCAGGUCAAGUGUGAGGGACAGUGGGUAUGCGGAGGGCUGGUUUUCUGACAGGGAGGAACUGUUCAGUCUGAAGCAGUCGGGCUACAGUAGGGAGGACUCAGUCGAGAGCCUGGACUCAGUGGAGUCUCGCACAAUCAGUGUGGCUUCAGACUGCACCCUCAGAGCCGGCAGUGAAGGUUGCUGUAGUGACGCAGAAGCGGAACAUUGCUUCAGGAUGGCGGAAGGCAGUAAAAGUGAUGCCCCCAUCAGAGAAAGGGUGCAUGUCCCGUCUGCCCUGAGGAAGAAAAGACAGGAAUACCAGCAGGGAGACAGAAGUUAUGCAGGCCACCUCACUAGAUUUCCUAUGAGACACUCUCAGUACACUGGAAGCAAAUCCAUGGGUGACGUAACAUUGGAGCCCAUUCCCCAGGAAUCUGACAACUGCUCCAGCUUUGACCCACUGGGGUCACGCCAUGUUCACCAGAGGUCUUUUGGAAAGCUGAGCCUUGAACCCUCCGCCAAACAGAGAUUUCAAGAAGAGCAGUUACAGAACAUCCGGGCCAGAAUGAAGGAAAGUGAGGCCAAGUGGCACGAAGAUCUGAGCAGGUGGAAGAGCCGGCGGCGGAGCACAAACUCUGACCUCCACAGAAAGCUUGAGGAGAGGGAGCAGAUUGAACUUAUUUGUGGGGGAGGGACCAGUGCCGUCAGGACUGCACAGCUCAUCGGGGUGCCGGAGGAGAGCUACAACAUGCCUGGACCCAUGAGUGAUGCGGGGUCCAGUGUGAGCAGUACUAGGCUAACUGGGUGGUCUACUACCUCGGCUUCACCCCUCAGGAACGGGACAUCUUCUGCUCUGACCAGAGGCACUGACUUAGAGACGCCUGACUCAGCCCAAAUGUGCACCGGUGAAUUUUUUAACCCUUCAGCAGCUGUUGUCUAUGAACAGAGUUCAUCGAGCAGCCUGGCUACCAUGGAUCCAGACCCCUACGAGCAGCAGGGUCCAGACUUCAGCCGCCGCGCUAGUCUCCUAGAAAGCUUUUAUGCAGGGGGAGCACGCAUGUCUGCCACUCUACCAAGGGGUUUCAGAAGGUCAGAAGGUUGCUCGCGCCUCUCCACAGGCGUCACACCACGUCCAUUUGGAGCCAAACCCUCCAAAGUGUCCUCACUCCCCAAAGUGUAUUCCAUUGAUGACUCUCAUAAAAGCCUGAUCGGUGGACACAGAGACUAUUCAAUCACCCCCUCUUUCCUCAGCGGUCAAGGAAAGGUCACAGCCUCUGCCGACACAGGCCACUCUCGUUCAAGCACUCAUCCAAUCAACCCUAAGAAAGAGGAGGAAGAGAAAAGAGAUGGAAGGUCAUCAGCGCCUCCCAUGAACUCUUUUGUCACUAAAGUGACCAUGGCCGCUUCAGUUGUACAAGCAUCUCCUCCUGUUGCCUCAGAAACAAGAGAAAUUAAGGUGGGUCAAAGUGAAAUGCGAGUCUGCUUGAAUCAGAAGCCUAACAGCGGGAGAGACUUUGGAUUCAAGGCUUACUGGGACUCCACUGGUGCUUGUGUCAAAUCUGUUCAAGCAGGCAGCCCAGCAGAGUUGUGUGGUCUGCUGAUGGGCGAUGAGAUCGUGGCGUUGGGUGGAUGCAGGGUGGCUGAAAUGAAUUAUGAGCAGUUUAAGGGCAGCAUGGACUCAGCACAGCAAAAGGGCACUUUACUUAUGGACAUCAGACGACAUGGCCAAAAUGACUGGGGCAGUAGCCACCCUUCCCUACCGUACAAGAGCCAUAAGACCAUCAAUUUGACCAGUGCCAAUUCAACACUUAUAGGGCGGCCAGAGCACUAUGUCUCGAUCAGCACAACCUCAAACUCUCCAGUGGAGACUGUGGUGAAGACACAGGUCAACGGACAGCCUGCUAAAGGAGUACAAUCUAAAAUGGUGAAUGGACGUAUCCAGGACAAUCCAGUUGCUCUAAGAAACAAAGGUGGCUCGGAGUCUGCAAUCUCUGAUCUUCAGGUUCCCUCCAUCAGUACCACCUCCUCUCGCUGGUCAUGGGAUCAUGAAGAGGAGAGGCGGCGGCAGGAGAAAUGGCAGAUGGAACAAGAGCGCCUCCUGCAGGAGAAGUAUCGACGUGACCAGGAGAAGUUAGAGGAGGAGUGGAGAAGAGCUCAGCAGGAAGUCUAUGGAGAGGAGAACAGUGGUCCUGAGGAGCUGAAAUGCCUUGAUGCGCUGUCCAAUGGAAAUACUACUCCUCAUAUUCCACCUCAUAUUGCUACCACUUCAGUGGCAUCCAGUCAGAUUGCAGAGAAGGUGGGAGCAGCACAGAACAGACAGGCCGCUGUGCAAAUACCAGCAGGACACCAGUCAUUUAAGGCAGAAGUGGAGUGCGAUUCAACCACAAAGAGUCAGUGCUCAGAGGAGUCCUAUGGGUUUGCCAAGCUUACAGUUUCCGACAGGGCAAAGUCAAAAUCUACCCCUGCACUUGAAGGCCUUCACAAACAAGAUGUUAAAGGGAGCGGUAAAAAGAAGGGACAGCUGUCGCAGGCAGAAAAGGAACGUCUGCAGAUCCUGGAGGAGAUGAGGAAGAAAACACAGCUCCUCACGGAUGGUAGUUGGAUCCGUCAGCGAAAUGCCAGCAUCAACAAAGAGCCCAUCACUGCGGGAACGUCAGUCAAGAGAUAUGAUUCGCUGGACAACCUCCACACAACCAGCUCCUGGUCCAGGCAGUCCUACACUUCAGGUAUCUCAAACAGACCCCAUUCUGCUUUGGGCAGCACUGGCACUUACAGGAGCGGACGGAGCAGCUUGGGCCCUGGCUCAGCGAUCUUCAAUACUGGUCUUAAACAGAGCUCCAACUUUCCCACUACGACUGAGCCCUCAUUCCCUGAGUCUCAUCCAAACCCUCAGCAGCAUGGCAGAAGGAUCUCACUCUACCUGACCUUUAACCCCAGUGUGUCAGGUGCAGGACUGACCUUGGGAGAGGGGCUGAGUCCGGAGCUCAGGUCAGAGUCAGACACGGACAGCUCUUCUGUAACACCUGCUACAGCAGAGUCAGAGUCUGUCCCUCCAUCUCCAAGUGACCAGAAUCCAUUGCAACAGAUCGAAGAGGAAUGUACCACAGAAACGGCCUCAGGAAUCACAACUAUUAGUACAAUGUAACCACUGCAGCAGGCUUUAUCCACUGCUUAUUUUCACGGCUUUGACAAUCAAUACAUUGAGAAUGAUAUUUCUGUGAUUGUUUUCAUAGUAUGACUGCUACGUAGUGAAGAGUUAGAACAUGUUAUUUUGAUCACUGCUGAAACCCCUGAGGUUGUUUCUGUACUAGCUGACAUCCGUGGGGAGAUAUAGAAAGUAAUGCUUGAACAGUUAUGCAUUCCAUGUAGCAAGUAAUAACAUGUCCAAUCUGUCCUUUGACUCAUAAGAACUGUUUUAUAUGCUCUUUUUUGAUGCAAGUCCUUGUUGAGAACUAAUUUGUUUAGCAUAUAUGAUAUUCUCUCAUGUCUUUAAUAUAAGCUUUCCUCUCAUAAUUAUUUAAUAAAUGUUCAAGCACACUUUAUUUGGUAACGAAA